AUGCUCGCUUUCAUCCAUCUUCUGCCGACUUGGGUCAGAGACAAGGUGGUCCAUCACAAACCAACGACGGUCCUACCAAUGAUGGACACGGCAGCGGCGUACCUCAGGAUCAGAACAGCCAGCACCAGGCCACCAACCCUAAUGUGGGAGCAUCCCACGAUGGGGAGGGAUCCCUCGCCACCCCCCGAGAAGGCACCUCUCUACGAGAGAUUGAUCGGCCUCGUCAUUCUCGUCAUGCUACUCCUGCUGCUUCUCCUAGUGGUCCUCCUCGGACCCCAGCCACCUCAGCUCGCGCCGCUUAUCCUUCGGCCCCUUCUUCUGCACCUCCUCGUAGCCAUGCUCAGCGUCCUGUUGCUCCUCGUCGAGACAAUCAACCUGGACCUGGCUCUCGCCCAGACACUCAACCUGUACCAAGCCAGGUACAAGGCUAUGGGCAGUUGCUAG
This is a messenger RNA of Diaporthe citri, 444 nucleotides long. RefSeq lists its product as uncharacterized. NCBI's taxonomy places the organism in Eukaryota, Fungi, Ascomycota, Sordariomycetes, Diaporthales, Diaporthaceae. The transcript has 4 exons. Bases 1 to 444 code for a protein of 147 amino acids. The record is from RefSeq and is a predicted model, not a curated record.